Molecule: messenger RNA, 2858 nt
Organism: Ochlerotatus camptorhynchus
Lineage: Eukaryota; Metazoa; Arthropoda; Insecta; Diptera; Culicidae
Product: FHF complex subunit HOOK interacting protein 2A-like
Exons: 6
Coding region: 163-2607 (814 amino acids)
Source: RefSeq, a predicted model, not a curated record
UACAUUCAGGUGAAAAGGCAGAGUGAAAACCAAAACAUUGUCGCGACCUGGUGGCACAGCAAUUUUUUUCCUCAAAUUUCUUCCUUAUCUAGUUUGAACGAGUGUCCGAAAAUAUGAUUCCCAGAAAGUGAAACGUACCGUGCGGGAGAUUCCGUUUGUUUCAUGUUUCUCUGCAGGAAGUUUAACGAGAUCGAUAAAAUGUUGGGAAGACUGUCGGAAGUUCUGCAGAGUGCAGCUGAUGUGCUCGCACCACCACCAACCGCACUCCAGGACUUCAACUACCACUACAAGUUGGUAAAGAACUUCUACGUUGCCGAAAAGACAUUGCCAAAAAUUCACAUCAAUGACACAAACAUUCCGCUGCAUCUGGAGCAAAUGCUCCAGAUCCUGAUUCGCGAAGAGCAAGAAGUCAAAGCCGCACUGCGCAAAAGUGAAUUCAUGGAGGCAACGCAAGCAGAAACCGGAGAAUCAUCCAACGACAGCCAAACCGAUACGAUUCCCGACGCAGAAUGCAUGGAGUUCGUGCUGAACAACCGGCCUCUGGAUGUUCUGGUCGAACUGGCAGCCAACGAUACUCCUCCGGGGGCUCGUUUGGUUAUACUGAACUGGAUUAGACGGCUUCUGUCCUGCAUGAAGGAUCCUCCCCUGGGACAUGCAAGCCUAUUUCAACCGGUACAGAAAUUGGUGGAGCUGUGCAAUGGGACCAUUGCAUCGCCGUACGAGCGGGAGGAAAUUCUGUUCCUCGAAACCGUAGCGGGUUUAGUUCGGAAGGAGCCGAUCUUGGCGAAUCUAUUCCUGAAAUCUCAUCACCAUUCCGCACAAAUGCUGGCCAGCUGGAAGGGACUUUCCAUCACGAAGACUCCGGUCAACAAUCCAUUGUUUCAAAGCACAAAAAUCGAAUACGAUUCCAGGCGGAUUUCUCUGGUAAGGGAGGAGCAGGCAAGUGAGGAAGGUGGCGGUGAGGAAGGGACUUCAGCGGCAAUAGUUAUUCCCAACUUAGGUGAGGAGAGAGUGGCCGAAGCCAAAUGUGACUGUGAUGAUGAGGAACAUUUCGUUCUGUUUGAUGCCAUUGUAAGCUACUUGGAUAGUGCAGACAGUACAAUAAUAGUUCGAGCAUGCGAAGGGAUCCUAAUACUGGCGUCUCUUCCGACGCUGAACAAAUCUUGUAGCGCAAUUCGGAAUAGCCUAAGUCGGUUUAGCACAAUGAUCGCCGACCGGUUGGCUGCCCACUGUCAACAGAUUCCGGAGGAUAUGGAUACCGGAGAUAUUGAAGAUGCUAUCGUAUCGUGGGGCUUGAUUCCGAGAGAUAGCGAACAACCGCACUUCAUUGGUAGGUAUCAGUUGACUUCCUUUCUCUGUUGGUUGGAUUACUGUGACUGUCUGCUGAAGGAGAGCCCAGUGAUGGCCCCCGAAUUGGGGGAGUUGAUUAGAAGUCAACUGUUGAUCAGUUAUAUCGAACCCGGUUUGCUGGGAAACUAUGCUCCGUUCAUGCUAGUGCUAACAGCAAAGAUUAUCAAAAAGACGCAGUCCCGAGCACUGUUGGACGAAAUUGCUAAUUGGCUUAUCGGUGAAGGAGAGAUCACGGAUAUUAACGGAACUGACUGUCUUCUAACCAUACUAAUCGAGAAUGCUCACGAGAACUCGGACAUUCUACUGCAAACGCUGCAAUUCGUAGAAUCCCUGCUGGACAACCCACACGAGAAAAUCCUUCAUGGGAUGCUCUUCUUCUACAUCAACAACCGAGGGUAUUAUGACAGCAACACACAAACCAUCGAAUCCUGGUCCGACGAAGAAGACAACCGUGAGCGACGAAGAGGAAGCGCCGAAGGCCCCAUCAAGUCUCGAACCCUCGCUCCUAACAACAUUCUCAAAGUGAUUAACAACUUCCUGCUCCUCCUGCCGCGACACAUCAUGAACGACGCGGCCGGAAUCUGCUACGAAGAGUACAUGCAGGAUGCCAGUCGACACUAUCAAACCUGGAUCAACAAAACCUACGGUUUCCACUGGCCAGUGGAGGCUGUUUGGCCCGAAAGCCCCUCCAGUUCACCGACCAGCGAGGUACCCACACUGGGAACCCUCCCAACCAAGCCCAAAUUCAAAACCAAGUCCGACUUGAACGAAGUUCAAUGUGGCGACAGUGGAAUAUCCGAGGAGAGCUUCUACGAGGGUCCGCUGCUCAAACUUCUCUUUUCCCAUGUCAAACAAAUGAACACCCAACCGUACGAGCUGAACCUGGCCGUCAUAGCGAUCCUGUCCAAGCUGGCCCUCUUCCCUCAUCCGUACCUACACGAAAUUCUCCUGAGCCCGGAGAUACCCGUGGCACCGGGAGCCACUACGCUAUGGUCUGUGAUGCAAUUCCUUGCUCGACAGCUGCUAACCGAAAUCCCAAGGGUGGAAAAUUUCCAGGACAGGAUCAACGACACCGGGAAGCGUCUGCUUUCGAAUCCUCCUUUGUAUCAUAAGGAUUGCGAGCAUGAACCUUCCCCUGCACAGGAAGAGGAAGAGGAGAUCAACGAUCCGCUGUUCGAGUCGAUCGUUGUGCUGGAAGAGUUCUGCAAGGAACUGGCAGCGAUUGCCUUCGUCAAGUAUCACCAUGCAACGGAAUAAAUUUUGCUGGAACAGGUUACUCGCCGUCAGAAUUGUGCAUUGAAAAACAACAAAUACAUAGAUUAGCUGAAUUUUAAUUUCUAAUUUUAAAACAAAAUCUUUUAGCCGUGUUGAGCUCGUAGCGUGAAUUUAUUUCCUACUCUGCAAUAGUUUAAGUAUUGUAAACCUUACUAAGUAAAUGCAUUCGUACUAUAAAAUAUUGUUCGUAAGAUACAUGAAAGUGAUAUCAAUAUAAGCAUUAUCUAGUCGCA